This is a messenger RNA of Octopus bimaculoides (California two-spot octopus), 3052 nucleotides long. Its product is annotated as zinc finger protein 800. NCBI's taxonomy places the organism in Eukaryota, Metazoa, Mollusca, Cephalopoda, Octopoda, Octopodidae. The record is from RefSeq and is a predicted model, not a curated record.
UUGGUUCGUUUUUCUUUUUAUUCAUCAUCAAUUUCCUUACGAAUGUUGUUAUCCAAGAAAACCGAAUGUUUCUAGAAGAACGUAAAGCCCCUUAAUAAAGGCAAGCACUUAGGCCAGGCUAAAGCUGUCGUAUGUCACAACUAUGAGGCGUUGAACACGAUUGUGCUUUUUUACCCAGAAUCCUCAGUAUCAGUGGCUACCCACAACUGAAGCCGAAGCGGCCUUUACAUCUGUGGAGCUUCUCGCUUUGGUUAGCUCCUGCUUUUGUCGCCAGAGUACGUCCACGUUGAAACUCACAUUGGACCAAACAUGGAAUUUAACGAAGAAGAAACUGUCAGUGUAAAUACCAGGGACAUUGACUUAUCUCUUUUACGUAAGUCAUUGCAAGCCAGGGGAAAAACAAUUGAUCAGCUGGUAAACUGCAUAUAUUAUGGCACCACUGAAGUCCGACAAUAUAUCCUUAAUGAGUCGGAUGUCAUUAUUGAAUGUAAGGCAUGCCGCAACCUUUUCCGAGCAUUACCUAACUUCGUGGCUCACAAGAGGAUUUAUUGUAUGGAUUCACACCUUAAUGUCAAUAUACCAUUACUACGUGAUCCAGAAGAAGUAAUCUCUGUGAAUCCUGAGCCACCAGAUGGUGAAGAAGGUGAUGAUUUUAUUGAAACGUCUAUUGGCCUGGCAAAGCAGAAUUUGAUGAAUGGACGAGAUAUGUCCCUUGAUGAAAAUUACAUGAGUUCAGAGAGCGAUACUGUAAGGUCAGAGACUCAGUUCUACGAGAGAAUUUGCAAUCAGCUUGAAAAGCAAAAACCAGACCCCACUAUUGGUGUUCGGUUCGAGCCAAUUGAAGGAACUGAUGUUGCUGUGAGAGUUGUGCCUCUCACUUCAGAAUGUGAUGCUAAGCUAGCUCAGGAAAACAAUGUAUCAAAACAGAAAGUCCGUAUACUAAGUCAUCCGAAUAAGGUACAAUCUGGCUCCAAGGUUACUCUUAAAACGGAUCUAAAAACAAAGAAAGAUAUUAAGUUAAAAGCGGAUUUUCGACAAUUGCGCUGCUUGGAAUGUAAUCGGACAAUGUCCUCUCGGCGUUAUCUGGUGGAACACAUUCUGAAUUUACACAGCGACAAGCGGCGUUAUUUCUCUUGUCCUUACUGCAAAGUUAAGUUCCGUUAUUUUCACUGUGUUGUACGUCAUCUUCGAAGAGUACACGAAUGUAGCAAAGAUGUGAUAGACAACAUGCGUGAAAAUCUCAGGAACUCUAGCUGGAUCGAGAACUCUCCCAACAAAGCAAAUAACAAAGUGCAACCAUUGCCCUCUACAUCUUCACAUUUUAAAGCUGAAGCUCCAAAGAUUAUUUCCCCAAAGAACAAAGAACAUUCUGGUAAAGUUCAAAAACUGAAAGUGAAGUUAUUUAGUCAAAAGAACACUCCUAGCAAGAGCAACCAUACAGAAUUUUAUCCUCCUCUUACUGUCGUCAAGCAAGAAGUUUUAAGUGAGGAAGAGUCUGCAAAGGAUUCUGAUUCAGAAAUCAACACAGGUAAAGAUUUGGAUGUGAAAGAUAUGACAGGAAAACACCGGCCUCCUACUUUAGCUCAGAGAAAGAAAAUGGCCAUGCUAAUGGAUAAGAAAAGCUUGACCUGUUUACAGUGCAAUCGAGGCUUUUCGAGAAUGUCUGGUUUGGUGCGACAUGUUGCGCACCAUUUGGGCUGGAAACGAUUCAAAUGCAAGUUGUGUAUGUACUCUGGCUAUGACAGGUAUGUUUGCAAAUCGCAUAUUGAAAGAAACCAUCUUGGUAAAGUUCCUGGUCUAACAAGGAAAGUAAUGGAUUACUACAUUGUUGACCUUGAAGAUGGUAAAAUUGUUAAUCCAGAUGGUACUAAAAGUAAGAAGUUAGGUCUCAAACUUGGUGUAAAUCCUACUAAAAAGUCUACUUUAUCAUCAGCAUCCACAGACAUAAAACCAGUCACAGUAUGCACAAGUCUGGGAAAUAGCAGUGGGCUUUCCAGUGUGGCCACUGUCAGGCUUUCACCUCUUUCAAACGAACAACUCCAGUUGAGUAAAGGUUGUGCUAUAUCCGCCGACAAGUCUGAGAAACCUCUGAAAGGUUCUGACUUGAAGAAGAAACUUCUCUCAAUGGUUGACUACAGAACUCUCAAGUGUCUCGAGUGUAAUAGAACGUGGAACAAAAGAUCACAUUUACUGCGGCAUGCUGCACACCACAUUGGUUGGAAGCGGUUUAAAUGCAAGUUAUGUGUGUUCUCAGGUUAUGAUCGCUACAUGUGUAAGUCUCAUCUUAAACGAUGCCAUCUGGGCAAAAUCCAUGGACUCACAGUAAAGGUACUUGACUACUAUAUAGUAGAUAUGAUGGAAGAAGAAAACGACGAGGUUUAAGGAAAAUAUGAAUUGCCACCAUGAUGGAAGGAAAUACUCUGUAUGGGAACAGCUGUGUGUGUGUAUGUAAGCAUGAGUAUGUGUGUACACAUUACACACACUCUUAUUCGCCUACACUCACACACAUUUCAAAUGAAUGGUAAUUGUCAAAUAGAAUUUUAUUAAAUUCAAAAUAUACUGAUGAAAUGCAUACACAUUACUAUAUGUCUGUGUAUCUGUGGUGUGCGUAUUUGUAUACAUAUAUUUAUGUAUAUAGAUAUGUCUUUGUGUAUUAUGUAUAUAUACAUACAUACACACAUACAUAUGGGCGUGCAUACAUAAAUGUAAUAUAUUACAUGUACUUGUUUGUGUACAACACAUACAGCAAAGUUAUUUUUUGUGUGUAUGUGUGUGUGAGAUAAUAAUAUUGAUACCUUGUAGUAUGUGAAUUCUGUGCAUAUACAUACAUAUGCAUGCACACACACACACACAGCUACAUACAACAUAUACAUGUAGUUGUGUAUGUUCAUUUUAUUUAAAUAUAAACCAUAUAUUUAAAAAAAAAGCAAAAAGAACCAUUGAAGUGUAAGAAUACCAUUCCUGCUCUCUCUCUCUCCAAGAUCUGAACCCUCACCUACCCCCAGAUAACUAUUUUACGUUUGUCUCUUCCACAUAAUGUCAUGAGGAACGG